This is a messenger RNA of Colletotrichum lupini, 843 nucleotides long. RefSeq names its product aldo/keto reductase. The transcript has 5 exons. The record is from RefSeq and is a predicted model, not a curated record. The coding region runs from base 1 to 843 and encodes 280 amino acids. Lineage: Eukaryota; Fungi; Ascomycota; Sordariomycetes; Glomerellales; Glomerellaceae. Gene Ontology annotation, cellular component: cytoplasm.
AUGGUCAAGACUCUCCCCUUUGGCGGCAUCCGCGUCCCAGUACCGGGGUUCGGUGCAAUGGGCAUAACGUCGGCCAUGGGCACUAGGCUCUCGGCUGAGCAGGCGGAGCCUGUGCUUCUAAAAGCAAUCGAGCUGGGCUGUACCUUUUGGGACACUGCUGUUGCGUACGACGCAGGUCUUAACGAGAAGAUCCUCGGGGAUUUCAUCCGCAAGCACAACGUCCGGGAUAAGGUUUUUGAGACACCUCUGUCGGAGUCCAUCGCUGCUCUUGACGAGAUUCGGAAGGAGGGGAAGACCAAGUACAUUGGCCUGUCAGAGUGCUCUGCCAAAGCCCUGCGCGAGGCUAACUCGAUCGCAAAGGUCGAUGCGGUCCAAGCGGAGUAUUCUGCCUUUGAGACCCUCCAUGAGGAGAGCGGCCUAAUUCAAACGGCCAAGGAAUUGGAUGUUGCCUUUGUAGCGUUCAGCCCGUUGGGCCACGGCUGGUUGGUCGACAACUUCGACUAUCAGAGCCCCGACGACUUCGCGCCCGAUGACUUCCGUCGAACUGUCCCCAAGUUCCAGGGAGAGAGCUUUUACAAGAACAAGGCCAUCGUGGACGAGAUGAAGAAGAUCGCUACCGAAAAGGGCUGCUCUCUUGCUCAGCUUGCCCUGGCCUGGGUGGCUGCCCAAGGUCUCAUCACCAUCCCGGGUACUACCAAGCCGAAGAGGCUGGAGGAGAACCGGGCCUCCCGGGAUGUGGAGUUGUCGGAGAGCGAGGUUCUUGCCAUCAGGAAGCUGGUGGAAGCCAACAAGCCUGAGGGCAAGAGAUUCUCAGCAAUGCAUGAGGCCGCAGUCGGCCACUAG